GAGGCUUCUUGUCCCUCCUGGCCUUCCGUUCUGCGGGGCCGGCUGACGGAGUUCGCCGAGGCCGCCAUAGUGAAUAAGUGACCGGGUCUCGGAGGUGUCGGUGUGGUCCAGACAGUUCAUCAGAGCAGCCCCCGCGGCUCCGAGGACAAGCAAUAUGUUAAGAAUACCUGUAAGAAGGGCCUUAGUAGGCCUUUCUAAACCUCCUAAAGGGUAUGUUCGAACAACUGCCACCGCAGCAAGCAACUUGAUUGAAGUAUUUGUUGAUGGUCAAUCUGUCAUGGUUGAACCGGGAACUACUGUCCUGCAAGCUUGUGAGAAAGUUGGCAUGCAGAUUCCUCGGUUCUGUUAUCAUGAAAGAUUGUCUGUGGCUGGAAACUGUAGGAUGUGCCUUGUCGAAAUUGAGAAAGCUCCUAAGGUUGUUGCUGCUUGCGCCAUGCCAGUAAUGAAGGGUUGGAACAUUCUGACAAACUCAGAAAAAUCUAAAAAAGCCAGAGAAGGUGUGAUGGAGUUCUUACUAGCAAAUCACCCGCUGGACUGCCCUAUUUGUGACCAGGGAGGUGAAUGUGAUCUGCAGGACCAAUCCAUGAUGUUUGGAAGUGAUAGGAGCCGAUUUUUGGAGGGGAAACGUGCUGUGGAAGACAAGAAUAUUGGUCCAUUGGUAAAGACUAUCAUGACUAGAUGUAUACAGUGCACUCGCUGCAUCAGGUUUGCAAGUGAGAUUGCUGGAGUAGAUGAUUUGGGAACAACAGGCAGAGGAAAUGAUAUGCAAGUUGGCACUUAUAUUGAGAAGAUGUUUAUGUCUGAAUUAUCUGGGAACAUCAUUGAUAUCUGCCCUGUAGGUGCCCUAACGUCUAAGCCUUAUGCCUUUACUGCCCGGCCUUGGGAAACAAGAAAGACAGAAUCUAUUGAUGUAAUGGAUGCAGUUGGAAGUAAUAUUGUGGUUAGCACAAGAACUGGAGAGGUGAUGAGGAUUUUGCCACGGAUGCAUGAAGACAUCAAUGAGGAGUGGAUUUCUGAUAAAACCAGAUUUGCCUAUGAUGGACUAAAACGUCAAAGACUUACAGAGCCAAUGGUCAGAAACGAAAAGGGACUUUUAACCUAUACCUCCUGGGAGGAUGCACUCUCUCGUGUUGCUGGAAUGUUGCAGAGUUUUCAAGGCAAGGAUGUGGCAGCAAUUGCAGGUGGCUUGGUGGAUGCGGAAGCCCUAGUAGCUCUCAAAGAUUUGCUUAAUCGAGUGGACUCCGACACCUUAUGCACUGAGGAGGUCUUCCCUACCGCGGGGGCUGGCACAGAUUUGCGUUCCAAUUAUCUUCUUAAUACUACAAUUGCUGGUGUGGAAGAGGCAGAUCUUGUCCUUCUGGUCGGUACAAAUCCACGCUUUGAGGCACCACUAUUUAAUGCUAGAAUCCGAAAGAGCUGGCUUCAUAAUGACUUAAAAGUGGCUCUUAUAGGCAGUCCAGUGGACCUCACUUACAGAUAUGACCACCUGGGAGACUCUCCCAAAAUUCUUCAAGACAUUGCUUCGGGUAGCCAUUCAUUCAGCCAGGUCCUAAAGGAAGCUAAAAAACCAAUGGUGGUUUUAGGCAGCUCUGCACUCCAGAGAAAUGAUGGGGCAGCAAUUCUUGCAGCUGUUUCCAACAUUGCACAGAAGAUUCGGGUGACUAGUGGUGUUACUAGUGAUUGGAAAGUUAUGAAUAUUCUUCAUAGGAUUGCAAGCCAAGUAGCUGCUUUGGAUCUUGGUUAUAAACCUGGGGUAGAAGCAAUUAGGAAAAAUCCUCCUAAAGUGCUGUUUCUCCUGGGAGCAGAUGGAGGUUGUAUCACACGACAGGAUUUGCCAAAGGAUUGUUUCAUUAUUUACCAAGGACAUCAUGGCGAUGUUGGCGCUCCCAUCGCUGAUGUGAUUCUCCCAGGAGCUGCUUACACAGAGAAGUCUGCUACUUAUGUCAAUACUGAAGGCCGAGCUCAGCAGACUAAAGUGGCAGUGACACCUCCUGGUCUGGCAAGAGAAGACUGGAAAAUUUUAAGAGCCCUCUCUGAGAUUGCAGGUAUAACUCUUCCAUAUGAUACUCUGGAUCAAGUGAGGAAUAGAUUGGAAGAAGUCUCUCCUAAUCUUGUUCGAUACGAUGAUGUGGAAGGAGCUAAUUACUUCCAACAAGCAAAUGAACUCUCCAAGUUAGUGAACCAGCAACUUCUUGCUGACCCACUUGUUCCACCUCAGCUAACUAUAAAAGACUUCUACAUGACAGAUUCAAUCAGCAGAGCCUCACAGACAAUGGCCAAGUGUGUCAAAGCUGUCACAGAGGGCGCCCAUGCAGUAGAGGAGCCAUCCAUAUGCUGAUACAUCUGCUAGGAAGCCAGUUUGGGUACAGACAGUUCAUGGACAGUUACAUUGGAGUAACCCCUAAGAGUUUAUCUCUUUAAAAAACAACUUUGAGUGAUGUAAUAUUUAAAGUCCUUCCAUACUUAUUUGAAAAUGAGUUGCAGCUGUCAAAGAACUUUGCAGUUUCAAAAACAUUUAUGUAUUGUGUGUGAACAUUAAUAGCUUAAUAAGACUGUAUACAGAUGCUCUUUCAUGUACAAGCAUUGAUAAUCUCCGAUGAAUACAAAGAAAAUCCUUAAAAUA
Molecule: messenger RNA, 2623 nt
Organism: Tupaia belangeri chinensis (Chinese tree shrew)
Lineage: Eukaryota; Metazoa; Chordata; Mammalia; Scandentia; Tupaiidae
Gene: NDUFS1
Product: NADH:ubiquinone oxidoreductase core subunit S1
Exons: 19
Coding region: 155-2338 (727 amino acids)
Biological process (GO): ATP synthesis coupled electron transport
Cellular component (GO): membrane
Molecular function (GO): iron-sulfur cluster binding; NADH dehydrogenase (ubiquinone) activity
Source: RefSeq, a predicted model, not a curated record